AUGCCGUUAUUUGCUGGCUCAGCAAUUGCUCAGGGGCCAUAUGUUGGCCGAAUCGAUUGUUGGUCAGAGUGGAGACCGACAGAGGAGGAGUCACUGUGGUUACUACUCUCAGGAGCUACUGAUCCACCAAAAGAAAUUAAAAUUUCUAAAAGGAGAGCUCGAGAUGUACGGGGUGAUGGGAAUGGCGCAUUUCUUGCUGGUGUGAGUCGAGAUUUGGUCAACAUGGAAGAUGUAGUUGGAACAAAGCUGUUCAAUACUGUUAAAGAUCUUUAUCUCAGUAAGGACGCAGCUCUCCGGCAUGUCACCAUGGUCAUUAAAAAAUGCAAGCAAACAAGGGCCCAUCCUAUGUUAUACUAUACUGGGCAUGGUGAGAUCGGUACUGGAAACUGGUGCUUUGCAGAUGGUACAAUCAGUAUCCAAGAGAUUUUUGACAUGGUGCCUGUGGGCUGUUUUUACCCACUGAUAUUCAGUGAUGCUUGUUACAGUGGCCACUGGGCAAAUUUCUGUCUGCGGAAAGGCAUUCCUGGUUUCCACUGCCUAGCAGCAUGUCCGGAGUAUUCAACGGCUCUUGAUACCAAAGGUGUGUAUGUUUCACAUGCUUUAUUAAUAUGAAAAAAGGAAAUAUUAAAUUAUAUUUUUAGGCGUAAAUAGCAUAUUCAUAUAUCUAAACUAAGCCAGUGGCGUCGUUUCCAGCUCGAAGUCUGCACUUAAAUAUUAAGCUAUAUGGAAAAUGCCCAUCGUGGUUAUUUCUAUUAACAGUGGAGCCUCGAUAUAACAAAGAGCCAAGGGAUUGGCAAAAUUUGUUCGCCAUACAGUGCAACCCCGGUAUAACGAACGAUUUUGUUGUCAACCUCAGUGAUAUCGUAAAUUAUAUAUGAAGAGAAAGUCCGAUAUAACGAAUUCCCGUUAUGUCGAACAAAUUUUGCCAUUCCCUUGGCAUUUCGUUAUAUCGAGGUUCUUUUCCACAUGUCAUUAAAACGGUUGAGCCUCCACUAACGGCCACCUCUCUACAAGGGUUUUUUUUUUUUCGUCCCCGCGGACAGUCCAUGACAUUGAUAAUUCUUUAAACCUCUCUACGACGGCAACAGCCACUAAAGCGCGUCCCCAAUUAACUGCCAAAAUAACCUCUCGACAACGGCCAGUUUCAAUUUUCAGCCACUGGCGAAAAAUUGAGAAAUGGUCAUUAUAUUUGAUCCGUAUGGCGCGUCGAGGUUUAAUGCCAAUCGUAUUUUGAUUGUGUUCUAUUCAUUCUGCUGCAGUAAGCUUAAGACGGAAUCCACCAGGAACUUGAGUAAUUUUAACAAUCAGUGGACAAAACCCUUGUACUAGAAUAAUUUAAAGAAAAUGGCAUUCUUUUUUAGAUUUUUCAAGGGCUAAAGAUGUAAUUAGUCAUCUGUAAUAACACCAAAGAAAUUUUCUCAUGGGUGUCCGGGAAAAUAAAAGUCAAAUUUCAAGAACUGUGAAAACACUGGUAAACUUCUGAAAAUUUCAUGUGUAAGAUGUAAUUUUGUGAAAUUUGACAUUUGUUUUCUCGGGCUCCCAUGAGAAAUUUUUUUUGGUGUUACUACAGAUUACCAAUUAAAUCUUUAGCCCUUGAAAAAGGUAAAAUUUUAAAAGGAAUGCAAUAUUCUUUAAACUGUUCUGGUACAAGGUGUUUGUCCACUGAAAAUUCAAAUUACUCAAUUUCCUGGUGGAUUCCGUCUUAAAUUGUCUACAAUACUUAUAGAAAAUAUUGCGAGACUUGCUCGUUUUGUCAUGAUAACAUUUUGAUUCAAAAGAUUAUAGAAGCUUUCCUUGUAUAUUUUAUCUCUUUAUAUCGUUUAUGAUUGGAUUACCAUUACGGGAUACGGUAAGCAUGAACUUGGCACUAUAAACAUGUUGCACUUCCUUAAAAAAAAAAUUGAAACAUAACACCCCUACCUCCCCAUAACGGCCCGCGGCCGCUCCAUAACGGCCAAUUUCUUCUGUCCCCACUAAGGUGGCCGUUGUGGAGAGGUUUGACUGUAUUAUUGGGGUAAAGAACAAUGGUUCUAUAUACGAUGACUUCGUUAUAUAGAGGUUUGUUAUAUCGGGGUUGAAAUUCUACUGACAUUCUUCUGCACUUUUCAAAAUUUUUCGUAGAUGAAGGAGGGGAUCUAACACUGUACAUGACUGGAAAGAAACUACGCCCAAGAACAGAGCCCAUGUAUAGUGGCGGAAAUAUACAGAACUUCCCCAUCACCAGUGGCUAUGGUACAAUUGAUUACGCUGAUUUCAUCAGUAGCCAUAUAUUCAAUAGUCAAAAGAUUUUGAUUUCCCAGAGCAUGCAUGAUUGGACCUUCUCAGGAAUUUUUGCGAGUUCAAAACUUUACAAUCCAAGACCUGCGACAGCUUGGGGAAUUAGAAGAAACUACGACGAGUUUCUUGCGUUCGCAAUUACUGAAUGUGAAGGGGUGAAUGGUAGGUCAAAGAGGAUAUACUCCCUUGCAUGUGAUGAGAAGGUUGGAUUCGGGGUGUUCUUUAUGGCUGGCUACGGCACGAAACAGGUCAUGAUAGAAAGCACGGAUGAUAUUAAGAAACAAUGGGAUGACGGUCUUAGUAUAACUUCAUGUGCUGCCCUAUAUUCAACAUUUUACAUCAUCAUGACAAAAGACAUUAAAGAAUACCAUGGUAAACAGCAGAAGUGGUUUACUUGUAGAACCUGGAAAGCAACAAAUGAUGAAAUACAGGAGGGAUACCAAGAAGGAAAAGGUAUCACUGGAAUAUGUUAUUCCAGUGGGCUGAAGCUGUAUUUUGUUGUGAUGACAGCCUCAAUGGGGGGACAGUGCUAUAGGUGGUUUCGCACGACUGAAGGAGAGGCCAGGAAUGAUUAG
Molecule: messenger RNA, 2852 nt
Organism: Porites lobata
Lineage: Eukaryota; Metazoa; Cnidaria; Anthozoa; Scleractinia; Poritidae
Source: the annotation of a GenBank genome assembly